This is a messenger RNA of Brassica napus (rape), 1868 nucleotides long. Its product is annotated as aspartic proteinase A3. The record is from RefSeq and is a predicted model, not a curated record. Gene Ontology annotation, biological process: proteolysis; lipid metabolic process. The transcript is spliced from 12 exons. Gene Ontology annotation, molecular function: aspartic-type endopeptidase activity. NCBI's taxonomy places the organism in Eukaryota, Viridiplantae, Streptophyta, Magnoliopsida, Brassicales, Brassicaceae. The coding region runs from base 217 to 1740 and encodes 507 amino acids.
AUUCCUUCAUAUCCUUACAUUUGGAAGCAACAAGUAUCCAUUAAUUGAUACCCAAUGGAUUGAUACUAGUAAAUAUUGCAUUCUUGUUUCUCUAGUUUCUCUUUCAAUUCAUUUACGUUAUAAAUAUAAAGAGUCCAUCCACCAUUCUUCUUGCACUCGAGUUUUCUUCUUCAUCCUCUUAAGGUUUCAGAAUCGGUACUAUCAUUCUUGGUUAAAAUGGGAACUCGGUUCCAGUCCUUGCUAGCGUUCUUGCUUUCAUGUUUAAUCCUUAUAUCCGCGGCUUCAUCAUCUGAGCAAAAAGGCGAUGGAACGCUUAGAAUUGGAUUGAAAAAGAGGAAACUAGACAGGGCCAACAGGCUAGCUUCUCAGCUAUUCUUGAAAAACCGAGGAUCUUGGUCUCCCAAAGAUUAUUUUUGCCUGAACGAUGCGAAUUCAGACAUUGUUCCACUGAAAAACUAUUUGGAUGCUCAAUACUAUGGUGAGAUUACCAUUGGUACUCCACCUCAAAAGUUUACAGCGAUCUUUGAUACUGGAAGCUCCAAUCUCUGGGUACCAUCUAGUAAUUGCUACUUCUCGAUUGCUUGUUAUUUUCAUUCAAAGUACAAGGCUAGGGACUCAUCCACUUACAAAAGGAACGGAAAGCCUGCGUCAAUCCGCUAUGGGACAGGUGCUAUUUCUGGUUACUUUAGCAAUGAUGAUGUUAAAGUUGGUGGUCUUGUUAUCAAGGAUCAGGAGUUCAUAGAGGCUACUAGUGAGCCUGGUAUUACAUUCUUGCUAGCCAAGUUUGAUGGUAUCCUUGGGUUGGGUUUCAAAGAGAUCGCUGUAGGAAACUCAACUCCAGUUUGGUAUAACAUGGUAGAGAAAGGUCUGGUUAAGGAACCUAUUUUUUCCUUUUGGCUUAACCGUAACCCGGAAGAUCCAGAAGGUGGUCAGAUUGUUUUCGGUGGAGUUGACCCUAAGCACUUCAAAGGAGAGCACACUUAUGUUCCAGUGACACGUAAAGGUUACUGGCAAUUCGACAUGGGUGAUCUCAACAUUGCUGACAAACCAACCGGAUAUUGUGCUAAAGGUUGUUCUGCCAUUGCUGAUUCCGGAACUUCUCUUCUCACCGGUCCAUCGACUGUCAUCACAAUGAUCAAUCAUGCCAUUGGAGCAGUAGGAAUCGCAAGCCAAGAGUGCAAAACUGUAAUAGGUCAAUAUGGACAAACCAUGUUGGACUCCCUUGUCUCUCAGGUGGAUCCGAGGAAGGUAUGCUCACAUAUAGGACUCUGCGGUUUUGAUGGUACACACAGUGUGAGUAUGGGGAUUAAGUCGGUUGUAGAAGAUGGAGUAUCGGGUCUUCUAAACGAAGCCAUGUGCAGCGCUUGUGAAAUGGCAUCUGUGUGGAUGCAGAGUGAAUUGUCUCAGAAUCAAACACAAGAACGCAUACUCGCUUAUGCUGCUGAGCUUUGUGACCAUAUACCAAACCCAAACCAACAAUCAGCAGUAGACUGUGAGAGGGUUUCUUCAAUGCCAAUAGUAACAUUCACAAUUGGUGGGAAACCCUUUGAUCUCUCACCGCAAGAUUAUAUAUUCAAGAUUGGUGAUGGAGUUCAGGCUCAGUGCACCAGUGGUUUCACAGCCAUGGAUAUACCUCCACCUCGUGGACCUCUUUGGAUCUUGGGUGACAUCUUCAUGGGACCAUACCAUACUGUGUUUGAUUAUGGGAAAACAAGAGUUGGAUUCGCCAAAGCUACUUAAAACAAGGAUCUCUUCUUUUAUUACCAUUUAUUUAUAUGUUUCUGAAUGUGUGUUUGAACAAUACGAAAUGUUUGUAAUAACUUAAAAACCAUUGUUAUCAUCUUAAUACAGAUUCUUAUUCGUUUUCA